Molecule: messenger RNA, 1575 nt
Organism: Umbelopsis ramanniana AG
Lineage: Eukaryota; Fungi; Mucoromycota; Umbelopsidomycetes; Umbelopsidales; Umbelopsidaceae
Exons: 6
Coding region: 37-1371 (444 amino acids)
Biological process (GO): phagocytosis
Cellular component (GO): nucleus; cytoplasm
Molecular function (GO): P-TEFb complex binding; histone H4R3 demethylase activity
Source: RefSeq, a predicted model, not a curated record
UUUUUUUGUUCAUUGGAAUUCAUAGCUGUUGUUACAAUGGUAAUGGCCAUGCCGUCUGCCAAAGAACCCGUUAAACGAAAAGCAACUUCAGAUAAAAAGAUUUCUAAGACCCUCCACAUCGAGCGUCGUAUCACUAGAGCAAAAGUGAAAGCACGCUCAGAAUUGGACCUUUUCGAAUGGAACAAAUGGAAAUUUGCAAAACAGGACUUUUGGAUAGACCCCAUAGUGGAUACUGUCGAUCGAAUUGAUGGUUUAACUGUACCAAAGGAAGAAUUCAUUGAAAAAUACGAACGACCAGAACUGCCAGUCGUUAUUCUUAAUUUGACGAAAAAGUGGCCUGCUGAGCAGCGCUGGAACAGAGAGUACAUGAUCAAGCAGUACGGAUCACAGACCUUCAAGGUCGGAGAAGAUGACGACGAGAACAAUGUGUACCUCAAAAUGAAGCAUUUCUUUCAUUAUGUCGAUACCGAGAGCCAGGUUGACGACUCUCCGCUGUACAUAUUUGAUAGCGGAUUCGAAAAAUGGGGUAGAGGCAAAAAGAAAUCAAAAUCAUCCACGGUAACUAAAAGCUCAACUUCAUCGGAAAGCUCUGUCCGUCCUGCCAAACGUAGCAAGUAUUUCUCGGAUGAUCUUUUCCAUUUUGCUGGUGAGCGACGCCGCCCACCAUACAAAUGGUUCGUAAUGGGCGAUGCCCGUAGUGGCACUGGUAUUCAUACCGAUCCUCUGGGAACAUCAGCGUGGAAUGCCCUCCUAAAGGGCCACAAACGAUGGGCGAUGUUUCCACCUGGCACACCAAAGGAGAUUGUCGAUCCCCCUAUGAAACCUUAUGACCAUGAAGCUGUAUCCUGGUUCGCUACGGUUUUUCCAAAAUUUACAAAGAGAGAUGACCCAACGGAUCCUAGAUCAUUGGGUGAGAAAUUGGGAAUGGUACAAGUUCUUCAGCGACCCGGUGAAACUAUCUUUGUGCCUACCGGCUGGGCACACGUUGUAAUGAAUUUGGACUUUACUGUCGCCAUAACUCAAAACUUCUGCUCUGUAACCAACCUCGAAAAUGUAUACCUCGCAGCUCGCCAUUCCAGACCAAAGUUGACAGCCAAGUUUUAUCGCGAACUCUCAAAACGAGGAGAAACAGACCCUUCGUUUAAAGCACUUGUGGAUAGAAUUGAUGGACUCAAAUUUGUGCCUAGAGUACCUCCAAGCAGCUCAGGGUCCAGUUCAUCAUCAACUAGCUCAUCAAGCCCCAGCAGUAGCGAGAGCGAUUCUGUCGCCGUCAGUGACACUGAUUCAGACACUGACUUAGAAGACGGGACAUGUAUGUGUCGCAAGUGCAAAUUACGCAAAAAGAAGGAGGCGAAGCGAAAACAAAAAUGAAGUUCGAUUCGAUAUUAAACAUUAUGUUUUAAUGGCUAUCGACAAGUAGUGUAGAGGGGAUGCGAGCAAUGUACAUAUAGAAUUAAGUAGAGCCUUUAUGCGAGUGACCAAUACCCUAAGUUGCAUAAAAAUAUAGAAAGGAUUAAGCCAUAGAUUUCCAAACAAUAAAAGAUUUAAAAUGUCUGUGCACUUACACAAUUUGGA